Messenger RNA from Hirundo rustica (Barn swallow), 3739 nucleotides. It is a transcript of the gene GPC5, whose product is annotated as glypican 5. Lineage: Eukaryota; Metazoa; Chordata; Aves; Passeriformes; Hirundinidae. Gene Ontology annotation, biological process: regulation of protein localization to membrane; cell migration; positive regulation of canonical Wnt signaling pathway. The record is from RefSeq and is a predicted model, not a curated record. Gene Ontology annotation, cellular component: cell surface; extracellular region; plasma membrane. The transcript is spliced from 9 exons. Bases 24 to 1784 code for a protein of 586 amino acids.
GCAGCUGCCGGCGGUCGCGGGCCAUGGGGGGGAAGAGCUUCCGCCUCGUCGUCCUGACCCUCGCCGUCCUGCUCCUGGCCGCCGCCACGGAGGGUACGGAGCCGUCGCCGAGCUGCGAGGCGGUCCGGAAAGUUUUUCAGCUGCGGCGGCUCGGCCCGCUCGGCGGCGUCCCGGGGUCCCCGCGGGCAGGAAUCAAUCAAGACUUCUUUUCAUCAGACAUUGGGAGAUCAUGUGUUGAUCUCCAAGUUUGUACUUCUAAAAAUCCAACAUGCUGUACCAAAAAGAUGGAAGAAAGGUAUCAGACUGCAGCAAAGCAAGAUAUACAGCAAGUGCUUCAAACAUCAAGUGCUACAUUAAAAUUUUUAAUAUCUCAUAAUGCAGCUGCUUUUCAAGAAACCUUUGAAAUGCUUAUCAGACUGGCUGAGAAUUACACAAGCACACUUUUCUGCAAUGCGUAUAGAACCAUGGCUGCUGAGGCUACUGUGCACGUGCAGGAGUUUUUCACAGAUGUUGGACUCUUCUUAUUUGGCACAAAUGUCAGCACAGAGGAAUUUGUGAAUAGAUUUUUUGACACCCUGUUUCCCGUAGUCUACAACCAUGUGAUUAACCCUGGUCCAACUGACAUUUCACUGGAAUACGCCGAGUGCCUCCGAGUGGCAAGAAGAGCCAUCAGGCCUUUUGGCCACAUUCCCCAAAAGGCCAUAAGACAAAUGGGAAGAUCACUCUUACCCAGCCGGAUUUUCUUGCAGGCUCUGAAUUUGGGAAUUGAAGUGAUCAAUGCAACAGAUCACCUGCAUUUCUCCAAAGCCUGCAGCAGAGCUUUGCUGAGAAUGCAGUACUGCCCGCACUGCCAGGGGCUGACACUGAGCAAGCCCUGCAUGGGCUACUGCCUCAACACCAUGCGAGGCUGCCUGGCUGACAUAGCAGAAGUUGAUCUCCACUGGCAGGGGUAUGUCCAGUCCCUGGAGCAGCUCUCAGGUGCCCUGAGCGGAGCACAUGGCAUUGAGCACGUGCUGCUGAACUUCCAUUCCCUUGUUCGUGACGCCCUGGUACAGGCUCGGAUCAACAGGCCAGAUUUAUCGGAGCAGGUGAAUAAGAUAUGUGGUCCUCCUGUAAGGAAGCCUAAACAGUCUCCAGGUUGCUUCUUUGAUCAGAAUAAAGAUAAUCAAGGGUUGAAGAUGUUCUCCAGAGACAGUGAAGAAACAUUUGCCCACAGAAGAAAGGAAUUUAUCAGCCACCUCCGGCUCUACAGAGCCUUUUAUGGCGGCCUGGUGGAUCAUCUGUGCGGGAAUGAGCUGGCAGCUGCCGAUGGACAUCCCUGUUGGAAUGGAGAGGAUGUGAUACGAAGCUAUACGCACCGUGUGGUUGGCAGUGGAAUCAAAGCUCAGUCUGAAAAUCCAGAAGUCCAAGUGAAGGGAACAGAUCCUGUAAUAAGUCAAAUUAUUGACAAGCUGAAACAUGUUAUUCAGCAGUUGCAAGGCAAAUCAUUUCCAAAAUGGGAUCUCCAACAAACAGGCAGUGGUGGAGGUGUAGAUGAACAAAUCAGUGGUGAUUGUGAUGAUGAAGAUGGUUGCGGAGGAUGUGGAAGUGGAGAAUUCAAAAGAGUCCUGAAAACAACAGACCCAGGGAUGCCAGACAAGACGAACCUCAGUGACGUAAAGCAAAUCCAUCAAACCAACGAUGGCAACACUUUAGACACGACUGGAGCAGGAUGUACAGCAAUGGCCGAUUAUAUGACAUUUAUGCUGAUUAGUUUGGUAAUACUGUUUCUCAGUCUUUGGUAACUGCUUAUUUCUGGCUUGAUAUAUGUAUCUCAUUGUCAUCUAUUCAUCCCCGCUCACAAGCCUGGAAUAAGGGAUCUAGUGAAUACAGCAAUAUUUAUGGUAUCUUGUAUAAGAUCAGCCACUGAUCGUAGCCCUGAAUAUGAACAAAGAGUUUUGUGUAAUAUUUUACCUCUGUUUUUUUUAAAACACCCAUAUAGUAAAAAAAAGUCAUGUUUUCUUUUUUAAUACUUUAUGUUGAAAAUAAGUUGUCUAUGAUAAUCUUUCUCUUAAAAGCAAUUUGUGAAAAAUAGAGAGUAUUACCAAGUUUGACCAGGCCCCUGAAGAUCAUCUAGACAUACCCUGUGCUCAUAGCAGACCAAGUUCAGUUUGUAUUUAAAUCUCUCCAAGGAUGGAGACUCGACUGACUCUCUGGGCUAACUAUUCCAGUGCUUGAGCACUCCUAGCAGAUAUUUUUUAGCUAUUGUAUUUUGAUUUGUGCCUCUUGCCCAUUGUGCCCACUGAGUCCUGUCAUGGCACCACAGAUAAGAGUUUGGCUCCAUCUUCUUUGCUCACUUUUUCAUGUAUUUACCCAUUUUCAAAAGAUCCUGCUCUGCAUCUUCUCCAGGCCAAAUAGACUCAGCUGCCUCAGCCACUACUUGUAUAAGAUUUGUUUCUGUACCUUAAAAAUCUUCAUGGCCCUUUGCAGGAAUCCAUUCUCUAUGUGCAUGUCUCUCUUGCCACUGUCCCUGAGAGCCCAGACACUGUAGAUAUGUCUCACGAGUGCAGAACAGAGAGGAAGGAUCACCUUCCAUGACCUGCUGACAUUUUUCCUGAUUCAGCCCAGAAGGUAGUUGGUUGUCUUUGCUGCAAAGGCCCAGCGUGGGCUCUUUUUCAGCUUGUUGUCCAUUAGUAAGACAAGGUCUUUCUCUGCAAAGCUGCUUUUCACCCAGAAGGCGCCAACCUGUACAGGUAUAUGAGGUUAUUCUGCCCCAGGAGGAGGAUUUGGCAUAUCCUUUUCUUGAACUUUCUGAGCUUCCUGUCAAGCCAAUUCUUCAGUCUGUCAGGGUCCCUCUGAAUUCAGAAUUAUUUUUAAUAGUUCAGAAAAGCCUAUAUGUUAUAUACUAUAUAUGUAUGAUUGUUGCCUUUUACUUAGGGAUAACAGCAAGGUUAAGAUUCAGUGUUGGAUUAAGGUAUCAACAUAUAUGUCAAUAUACGGAUAUUUACUUAUGUGCUCCAUAAAACACCAGCAAUGAGUGCCAGUUGUGAUGCUGAAAAAAUCCACCUGGUGUCCACUACUGUUCUGAACGACCCCAGGUCUUUGGGCAAGUGACCAAAGCCCUCUGUCAGAACAGUCAGUGAAGCCCAGCGCAUUUCUCAGCUCAUACAUAGAGAGAGACCCAAAUAAACAGCUCAGUUGCCUGAAAAAAAGGCUGGUGCCACCAAAGUAUUGAAGUAUUCUUGAAGUAUUCAAGACAUCCUCAGGGGACCGGCAUUUUUGAUGCAGGAUUUAUGGGAUAUUCCAGAGGGUUUCUUAAAUGGGAUCCAUGGGGAGUGGCAGCUGGCAGCUAAGUGGGACAUUCUUAACUCAGACAGAUCUAGACAUUUACAUGUGGGCCCAUGAAUCACACACCAAUCCUCCAUCAAUAUUAUUGGUAGCUUAGAUACCUGGUUGGAGUGGUGAUGCAUGAAUGCAAACCUGAAUCAUGACAAUCCCAGCUCAUGUUCUUAUGCUUCAUAAAAUGAGGCCAGCAAAAAUGUCCUGCAGUCCUAAUGGUACAUUAUGUAUUGCUGUUUUAAAAUUUGAUUCUUCUGCCAUGUCUAAUUCCUGUGUCAUUUUAACCAGGAAGUAUUUAAGAAUAUUUUGUCACUAUUUCUCCUGUAGAGUAUUUUACAAGAGGAAAAAUAACAACCUGUACAGUAAGGUAGGUAUUCAUACAAUAACUAGAAUUCCUUCUAGACAAAAGAUGUUACUCUUA